Molecule: messenger RNA, 1442 nt
Organism: Colias croceus (clouded yellow)
Lineage: Eukaryota; Metazoa; Arthropoda; Insecta; Lepidoptera; Pieridae
Product: fork head domain-containing protein FD4-like
Exons: 1
Coding region: 118-894 (258 amino acids)
Biological process (GO): regulation of transcription by RNA polymerase II; anatomical structure morphogenesis; cell differentiation
Molecular function (GO): DNA-binding transcription factor activity, RNA polymerase II-specific; RNA polymerase II cis-regulatory region sequence-specific DNA binding
Source: RefSeq, a predicted model, not a curated record
UCCGCGCCUCAGUUCUUUUUCACACCUCGCAUCGAAGUGACGUGACUACACGCUGUGCCGGUUUCACAAAUUCAUUUUCUAACAUAAUCUUGUUGCCGGUCCUCAGUGGAAGUGACCAUGCCGCGACCAUCACGUGAAUCGUAUGGUGAUCAAAAACCACCUUAUUCUUACAUUUCGCUAACAGCAAUGGCAAUAUGGAGUUCACCGGAACGCAUGUUGCCGCUAUCAGAGAUAUAUCGGUUUAUAAUGGACCGAUUUCCUUACUACAGAAGAAACACGCAGAGAUGGCAGAAUUCAUUGAGACACAAUCUUUCUUUCAACGAUUGUUUCGUGAAAGUGCCACGAAGACCGGACAGACCUGGCAAAGGAGCUUAUUGGACUUUGCAUCCUCAGGCCUUCGAUAUGUUCGAGAACGGUUCUUUAUUGCGUCGCAGAAAAAGAUUCAAGUUGCAGAAAGGUGAAAAAGAUAAUCUUAAUGCUGAAUUGGCCGCCCUUGCAAGUUUUAAUAGGGCAUUUUUGGCUCGGCAAGCGAAUGCGCCACCUCCGCCGUCGGCAUUGCCCAGCGCAAGUUUGUAUUCGCCGCCAAUGUGUUCACAAAUGAGCCCUGAACCCGCUGAAUUACCUGAAGUAGCUGUGACAGUUUUACCACGGGAGAGGCCACGAAGAGCGUUUACAAUAGAUGCAUUGUUGGAGCCAGAACCACCUAGAUCGUCACCGUCACCUCCUCAGCCGAUGAUAACAAUGCAAGUGAUGCCUCCCAUUCCGAGGUUGGAUUUGUCGAUGCCCUCGCCGUACAUGUUGGCAGCGCAUAGGUACCAGGCAGAGCUUUUGCAAGCGGCCGCCCAUGCCCUCCGUCCCUGUUACCUGCAGCCACCGCUGCUUCCCGUCGCGUGACAUCACCAAGAUCUUGUGAACUGUUACAACAUGUGCAAUGCUAGGUUGUAAGUACAGAUUUAUGAGAAAUAUUCAAGUUAACACGAUUCUUCUUCGGUUCCCGUUAAAUCUUUAUUAAGUAAAUUAAUUAUAAUAAGUUAUUUUGUUCCUAUAAAUAGUCUUUGGUUAUUCCGUUAGUAUUUGUAGAUUUUAAGGCUCGCGUGUUAGCCGACGGUGUUGUGAGAGGCCUAAAUACGCUAAUCGAUUUAAAGUUUUUAUAAACCAGCAACCUCAUAAUCAACGACAUAUAUAUUUAAGUGAUCUCAAAUAUAGACGUACUUAAAAAUUAAUAGAUGUUCGUGCUAGUGAUGAUAAUAAUUUAUUUAUUUAGUGAUUGUAAAUAUUCUAUCAAGUGAACAUUCCAUGUUAGUGAAGUUAUGGAAAAUUGUAAAUCGUAUUUAUUUGGCUUUGUCGUUAUGUGUAGAUAAACUUAAAUAUUAUUCGCUUUGUAAAUAGUUUUCAUUGUUAUAGUUGUAAGCAGUAUAUUAAAAGAAACAAUUAUUAUGGUA